Messenger RNA from Lactuca virosa, 798 nucleotides. Lineage: Eukaryota; Viridiplantae; Streptophyta; Magnoliopsida; Asterales; Asteraceae. The record is from the annotation of a GenBank genome assembly.
AUGAGUUUAUCCGUGAUCGAUUCCCAAAUCCCAGCUCCCUCGUUCUAUUUUCUCUACGUCAAAAAAACCCUCGUCCGCUCUUCGUUCAUCACCGAUCAAUCAACUUCAGAUGGUCGUCCCCGCCUCCUCGUCGGUCAGCUGGUCGUCGGCUCGUCGCCGCCUCGCCGGUCAUUAGGUGGUCGUCGCCCGUCGGCUUGUCGCAGCGUUGCAGCCAUCAGCUCGUCACCUCCAGUUUACACUUUAUUGGGAUUCAUUCUUGAAUAUGCUUGGCAUGGCGGCAUGGCCCUGGCAAAAUUCUUCUUCCCUCGACACGAGUUGAUUCGUCAGAUUGGUGUUCUUGAUCUCUCACAGGAAGCUACUUGCACCAUGGGGAAGAGGAAGUCAAGAGCAAAGCCUGCUCCUAGGAAGCGAAUGGACAAACUGGACACUGUAUUUAGCUGCCCUUUCUGCAACCAUGGCACCAGUGUUGAAUGUCGCAUUGAUAUGAAGAACUUGAUUGGUGAGGCAUCUUGCAGGAUUUGCCAGGAAAACUUCAGCACUACUGUCACAGCUUUGACAGAGCCAAUAGACAUAUAUAGUGAGUGGAUUGAUGAAUGUGAACGUGUUAACACUGUUGAUGAAGAUGGGGUCCCUGUUGAAGAUGAUGAAGCUUAGAAAAUGGUUGGAGAAAUCUGGUUUCAUUUAGGUUUAUGUAUGAUGUAUGGUUUGGUAUUUUCUGAAUUUGAGACCUAAUUAGUAAUUACUGAAUGUAAGGCGAACGUAGAUUGGGAACAUGUUAAUGAGGCCUAAUCUUAUAUA